GCAUUUCACCCUUUCUCCCAAACCCCACUCUUAAAAAUAUAUUUUAUACAAACUAAUUAAUUAAUAAUCGGAAUAGAAUAGAUAAAUCGGAAAAAGCAAAGAUGAGAACAAUAUUUGUGUAGUGAUCUGAGUUCGGUGGUGGAAACAAUGCUACAAUGGCCCCAUACAGGCAGUCGGGAGCGGAGAGAUUCGGCUCACGUGCCCACGAUCUCCACCACCACCACCACUCCAAUGGCGUCUCGGAUCACGUGACCGUCGGGGUCCGCUCCGCUUCACACAAACUGGCUCGAAAUCGCCGACCGGGUCGAUCCAAUAGGGGACUGCUUGGGGUCUCGAUCGGCGGGGUCAUCGUUGUUCUCUCGCUAGUUCUCGUUCUCACUGUCUUCUUCUACUACUUCAUUUCUAAGGAAAAUGGAGAAGUAAAUACGUUUCAUGGCGAGGAUGAUGAUUUAAGGAAUGACCUUGAUUUUCUAGUCAAUGUGACACGGACGAAGACUUAUAAAGUCCUCAAGUUUGGUAAGGGGUCAGUAGUUCAUGGUCGAGAUUCGAGGUAUUGGGAUAGGGAUGACAGGAGAAGAGACAACGAUUACAAUGAGGAUACGGUAGACAACAGUAGAGUAGGUGCUAGAGAUGAAGCUAUAGAUAGUAGUGAUGCUUCGGCGAAACUAAAGAACCUUGACAAGAAGUCCGUUAUUCUUAGUUCUCUCAAGGAUUCAGAUGGGAAAGGGGUUGGAUUGUACAACGAAGCUGGGCGUAAUGAGUUGAAAAUGUAUGAAGCUGAAUAUGAGGCCUCCUUAAAAAAUGCACGAAAAUCAUUUAAAGAUGUCAGUCAAAAUGAGCAAUUGGAUGACAAACAUUCAGAAAAGCAAAAUGAUGUAAUUGAUUCUUUUGAUGAGUAUGAUGAUGGGAUAGAUUAUCAUGACGCUCAUGGAGAUGAGUAUGAUGAUAGUAGACAUGGCAAGGGGGAUCCUUUUGACAUAGAAAAAACGCAUAAGGAGAAUAAUGACCAUAAGACUGAGAGCACUUUCAGCAAAUCACUUGGGGAGGAUUCUUCCGAGCAUUCUCAAAAUAUUGUUGAAGCUAAUAAGAAGUCCAGAGAUGUCAGUGUCACCGAUGGUCAAUCUUCAAAAAAGUCUCGGUCAGACUUGAAAAGGAAAGGAAAACGGCGGAAGUUUUCCGGUUCCUCUUGUGAGAUGAAAUUUGCAAACUCUACUGCACACCUUAUAGAGCCUCUAGAAAGUCGAAAAUUUGCAAGAUUUAGCUUGCAGUAUACUGAAUUUGAGGAAAAACCUGUUGGAUUGGAGCAUUGGGAACCAAAAUUUGCAGGGCAUCAGAGUUUGCAGGAAAGGGAAGAUUCAUUCUUGGCACAUGAUAAAAAAAUAAAUUGUGGUUUUGUUAAAGGUCCUAAAGGGUCCUCAAGUACUGGAUUUGAUUUGGCUGAAGAUGAUGCAAAUUAUAUGAGCAGAUGCCAUAUUGCUGUCAGCUCUUGUAUAUUUGGCAACUCAGAUCGCUUGAGAACGCCUACUGGUAAAACGGUCACUCGUGUGUCAAGGAAAAAUGUCUGCUUUGUCAUGUUCAUUGAUGAGAUUACUUUAGAAACACUUUCUUCAGAAGGUCAAACACCAGACAGAAUGGGUUUUAUUGGAUUAUGGAGGAUUGUGGUGGUGAAGAACUUGCCAUAUGCUGAUAUGCGGAGAGUUGGAAAAAUACCAAAACUUUUACCCCAUCGGCUUUUUCCAUCUGCAAGGUAUUCUAUUUGGUUAGACAGCAAAUUACGACUCCAACUUGACCCUCUACUCAUAUUGGAAUACUUCCUGUGGCGAAAGGAUAAGGAGUAUGCAAUCUCCAAUCACUAUGACAGACAUUGUGUUUGGGAGGAGGUUAUGCAAAAUAAGAAAUUGAACAAGUACAACCAUACCAUCAUAGAUCAACAAUUUGAAUUUUAUCAAGCUGAUGGCUUGACUAGAUUUAAUGCCUCAGAUUCAGAAAAGCUUCUCCCCAGCAAUGUACCAGAAGGGUCUUUCAUCAUUCGGGCUCACACACCAAUGUCAAAUUUGUUUUCUUGUCUCUGGUUUAAUGAGGUUGAACGGUUUACUCCCCGCGAUCAGCUAAGUUUUGCCUAUACAUUCCAGAAGUUAAGAAGGAUGAAUCCUGGAAAACCAUUUCAUCUUAAUAUGUUCAAGGACUGUGAGAGAAGGGCCAUUGCCAAGCUGUAUCAUCACAGGUCAGAGGAGAAGCGAAACAUUCGGCACAAGGAAACUGAGUAAAUAAUACGUCCUAUAUUAGCCAUUUUUUUUGGGAAUCUGGUUUCUGUGGAUGGAAUUCAGUCAAACUGUUCUUCAGUGCGUGCUGCUUGAUGCUCAGUUGUAGAAUCUCCAACAUGUGGUGUUAUUCGCAGAUACGGUAUGUUGGGAUUUUUAGCAACUUUUGUGUAAAACAAGUGUUUUGCAGCACUGACGUUUUAUGGAGUGAGUUGUUUUGGGGGACGAACAUCAUUACCAUGAGGUGUUUUAUCUCAAGUGUAGAAAAAGAAAUUGAAAUCUACUUUAUCGUCCCCUCUUAAUUGUAUUCAUUUCAUUUUCUUUUCUUUUCUUUGAUCAUUGUUUUGUAUGGAGGCGAGUGAAGCAACAGAUACCUUUGUACUAAUUACUGCCACUACAAAGUACAGUCUUUUGCAUUUCAUGUUUUGUAUUGCUAAUAUAACAAAUUUUGGUGGGA
Humulus lupulus (European hop) is the source of this 2718-nucleotide messenger RNA. RefSeq lists its product as uncharacterized. The coding region runs from base 156 to 2267 and encodes 703 amino acids. The record is from RefSeq and is a predicted model, not a curated record. Lineage: Eukaryota; Viridiplantae; Streptophyta; Magnoliopsida; Rosales; Cannabaceae. The transcript is spliced from 7 exons.